Oncorhynchus gorbuscha (pink salmon) is the source of this 1695-nucleotide messenger RNA. Its product is annotated as translation initiation factor eIF-2B subunit delta-like. The record is from RefSeq and is a predicted model, not a curated record. The coding region runs from base 100 to 1686 and encodes 528 amino acids. The transcript has 13 exons. Lineage: Eukaryota; Metazoa; Chordata; Actinopteri; Salmoniformes; Salmonidae.
UCUACUUCAACCGCAAGAUGGCACUGUGGAUUUUCCCACCAGCUCAGUUCUGACACAUUUCCAUGCUUGUUAAACUUCAGCAGGAAGUUAUCGUAAACAAUGGCGGACUGUGGAGAAGCAGAUGGACCUGUGAAGAAAGAUGACAUCGUACGCGCUAAAAAUGAAGGGAAGGAGUUGACCAAAGAGGAGAAGCAACGGCUGAGGAAAGAGAAGAAACACCAGAAGAAACAGAAGGAGGAGAAGCGCCUGUCAGAAGGAGCGAAUGAAAAGAAGCCUGUCGCUACAUCGCAACCUGUGGCGACACAGAAAGCUCCCACAGUGUUACCUGCCUCUGCACCAAUACCUGUGCCUGUCUCAGGAGCUCCCUCCCACUCCUCUCCUGCCCCCUCGCCAGCAGACAAGCCAGCCAAAAGCAGAGCUGAGCAGAAGGCAGAGAGGAGAGCAAGGCAGGAAGCUGAUAGAGCCUCUAAACAACAGAGUUGCUCCUCCAGCAGCAAGACCAAGGCUCCUCCAAGUGAACUAAACCCAGUGGUGAAGAGACUUCCGGAACAUGUCCAAGUGGACGACCCUGCAGUGGUGAAGAGACUGGCCAAGAAGUUGGAAAGACAACAGAUCCCUCUACGAUCCGAGUAUGGCUACAAAGUUAGCCUGUUCUCUCACCUGCCCCAGUACAGCCGCAAAGCCCCCCUCACCCAGCAACUCAGCAUUCCCUCUACUGUGAUCCACCCCUCCAUCGUGCGUUUGGGUCUGCAGUAUUCCCAGGGCAUCGUGGUGGGAUCCAACGCUCGCUCUGUAGCCCUGCUCCACGCCUUCAAACAGGUGAUCAGGGACUAUACUACUCCUCCUAAUGAGGAGCUGGCCAGAGACCUGGUCAACAAGCUCAAGCCCUAUAUCAGUUUUCUCAAUCAGUGUCGCCCCCUGUCGGCGAGCAUGGGCAACGCAAUCAAGUACAUCAAGAAAGAAAUCUCCAAUAUUCCUAGUCAGUUCAAAGAAGAGGAAGCGAAGACCAAACUGCAGACGUGUAUAGACCGUUACAUAAACGAAAACGUAGUUCUGGCUGCCAAGGCGAUCUCUAAAUACGCCAUAGAGAAGAUCAGUGACGGAGAUGUUAUUCUAGUUUAUGGAUGCUCGUCCCUGGUGAACCACAUCCUUUGCGAGGCAUAUGAUAAGAGCAGGAAGUUCCGUGUGAUCGUUGUGGACAGCCGGCCUCGUCUGGAGGGAAGGGAGGCUCUGAGACGUCUCGUACAGCGAGGCAUCAGCUGCACCUACGUCCUCAUCUCUGCCCUCUCGUACAUACUACCUGAGGUAUCUAAGGUGUUCCUGGGUGCCCAUGCUCUUCUGGCUAAUGGCUACGUGAUGUCUCGUGUGGGCACAUCUCAGAUAGCCCUGGUGGCUAGGACCUUCAACGUGCCGGUUCUGGUCUGCUGUGAGACAUACAAGUUCUGCGAGAGGGUGCAGACUGACUCCUUCGUCUCAAACGAGCUUGAUGACCCCGAUGACCUGAUGGUGACCCGGAAGGGGAAGACCCAGCUGGAGAACUGGCGUGAUGUCAUCUCCCUGAGGCUGUUGAAUCUGGUCUAUGACGUAACGCCGCCAGAUUUUGUUGACCUGGUCAUCACAGACCUGGGCAUGAUCCCCUGCACCUCCGUUCCUGUUGUACUCCGGGUCAAAAACUUGGAACAGUAGAGGGGGAGG